This is a messenger RNA of Melanaphis sacchari, 2432 nucleotides long. Its product is annotated as zinc finger protein on ecdysone puffs-like. Lineage: Eukaryota; Metazoa; Arthropoda; Insecta; Hemiptera; Aphididae. Bases 184 to 2250 code for a protein of 688 amino acids. The record is from RefSeq and is a predicted model, not a curated record. The transcript has 9 exons. Gene Ontology annotation, molecular function: nucleic acid binding; zinc ion binding. Gene Ontology annotation, cellular component: nucleus.
GUUUCCGCCAUUUUAGUUGCAGUUUUCGUAUACUGUUCUUGUGCCGCUGUUCUUGUUUAAUCUGUUUGUCCGUAUCCUUACGUUUUGUGAUCUACACGACUAAAAUUUUUGUAAAAGCUCAAUCUUCAUUGAACUUCUGCUGCAGCUGGAUAUUGUUGUCGUUGUUCUACGAAUUACGGAAAAAUGUCUUACAAUCGUCGAAGUGGUGGUGGUGGUGGUGGUGGUAACUACGGCAUUGGAAAUAAUGGCAACUAUGGAAGUUCUUAUGGGCAAACUCCUAGCAACAAUUUUAGCAACUCUGGCAAUUAUGGAAGUGGAGGAGUUGGUGGCGGCGGCGGUGGCACUGGAAAUUUCAAUGGAGCUGGCACCAGUCGUUUCAAUAACUUCAAUAAUUAUGGUAGAAGCCCCAAGAUGAGUCCUUGGGAGUCUGGUGUUUCCCCAGGCGGUGGGAUGAUGCCAAAUGUUCAUCCAAAUCAAAUGGCUCUAGCUAGUGAUUUAUUAUCUAAGCUUUUAGCCCCUAACCAGGGUGGAUAUGGAAAUAGUCAAAAUUGGGGUCCAAACCCUGGAAUGGUGAGAAGACAGGAAUCGUUCAAGAACCAAAACCGGCGCAGGCCUGAUAAUCGCAAUCGUAGACCUCCUCCAAAAAAGGACGAUAAGAAAAAGGAUACUAAACCUGAAGCGGAUAAAAAUGAUAAGAGUUCUAGUAAUGAAACCAAUGGUAUCAAGAAAGAAACAACUGAUCAAGAACAUGUAGAUUAUGAUGGUAUUCCAACAGCUGUAUUAUUUUGUCAUGUUUGUCAAAAACACAUGUGGGACGGAGCUUCUUUUGAAAAACAUGUACGUGGUCGUCCUCAUGAAUUGAUGAUGACAUAUUUGGAUGAAGGGUACAAGAUGCAAGUAGAGUUAAUGCGUCAUCAGAUUAAAGCAGCUGAAAAUCAAAGAGAAAUUGAUUUAGAACGUAUGCAAGCUCAAAAUAAGGGAAAAGCAAAACCAUUGUUCCGUAAUUAUUGUCCUAUGUGCAAUAUUAAUUUCUAUGGACCUUUGACUGGACAUCGUAAAAGUGAUCGUCAUCGCAAAUUGAAACAAUUUCUUCAUCCAGAAUGCAAAAUGUGUGAUACAUUAUUCCAUACUCGCUUAGAAUGGGAUGAUCAUAAAUUAUCUUCAGAUCAUUUACGCAAAGUCGGUGAACAGCGCCGUCAAUUUAAUCCGGAUCUUAAAGACGAUGAAUUUGAAUUGCUUGAUGUGAUAGUGAUUGAAGAUGAUGGACCUUCAGAAGAAAUACCUGUUGCGUCAAAAUUAGAUAUGCUUGAUGAUCAAGACUUGAAAGAUGAAGAAGAAGAAGAAGAAGAACAGGAACAAGAACAGGAACAGGAACAAGAAGACAUUACAAAGGAAUCUGAUAAUAAAAAUGAUGAAGUAGUAGCUAAUACCAAUGUUGAUAAGGAAAAUAAAGAGGAUAUUUCUAAAGAUGAGAAUGAUACUUCCAAGACAGACAAUGAUACUUCCAUAAUGGAGAUUGAUGUUUCCAAAGAUGAAAAUAACAUUGAUAAAGAAUUGAAUGAUAGUACUAAAACAGAUGCAUUGGCUAUCAAAAAAGAAAAAGAAGAAAAAUAUAAUCCCACUAAUGUUGUUGGUCGUGAACUUGUAGUUAAGACUGGAGGAUAUGUAUGUCGUAUUUGUUCAAUGUUUAUGAAGAAUGAUGAAGAAGCAGAUUUACAUUGUCAAACUGCUUCACAUUACAUUAACUUUACUACUAUCACAAAAUUACAUGCUAAGAUCAAUAACCGAAAACGCAAAAUGAAAGAAGAUAAGAAAGAAGGCGAUGACAAUGAUUUGGACGAUGUGGACGAUGAUGUAAACGCAGAAGAAACUGAAUCUGAAACGCCUGAGAAAAAAGCUCGUUUGGAUGAAGCUGAAGAUCAACCGAUAGUUGAGCAAAAUGGCAUAGUUGAACCAGAAUCUGAACCUAUGGAUGAUGAUGAUGAUAUGCAAGAUAUAAAAUCAAAUGAACCCACUAAUGAGAUUUGCAAUGAAGAGUCGAAUGCAAUUAACUCUGAAGAUUCAGUAGUUCCAGAUCCAGACCCUGUAGUUAAAGACACAGUAGUUGGGGAUACUGUUGUUGAAACUAAAGAAGUUGUUGCUGAACCAGUUAAAGAAUCUCCAGCUCCAGCUGUCAAAACUACUCCAACACGUGGUAGAGGUGGUGGUCGUGGUCGAGGAGUAGCAAGAAGGGGUCGAUCAAGUCGCUAAAAUCACAUUUGAGUAAAUAAGUUUUAAAAAAAAAAAUGGAGGAUAUAUAACUUUAGAAAAAAUAAUUGAGUAUCCAAUAAUUUGUAAUUCGUAAAAGUUAUUUGUUUUUAAACAUUCUUCAUUUAUGUGUAUUCAAAUAUCAUUUGAUUUUAAAUAAAGAAUAAUCAUUUAAAUUAUUAACA